This is a messenger RNA of Medicago truncatula (barrel medic), 1996 nucleotides long. RefSeq names its product endo-1,4-beta-xylanase 5-like. Gene Ontology annotation, biological process: carbohydrate metabolic process. Gene Ontology annotation, molecular function: hydrolase activity, hydrolyzing O-glycosyl compounds. The transcript has 7 exons. Lineage: Eukaryota; Viridiplantae; Streptophyta; Magnoliopsida; Fabales; Fabaceae. Bases 124 to 1887 code for a protein of 587 amino acids. The record is from RefSeq and is a predicted model, not a curated record.
ACCAUUUUUUUCUUAAAAAAUUUUUAAACCGAAUUUUCAAAGCUCACAGGCAAUGCACGGGCUUAUAAAUAGCCAGUUAAUCCCUAUAGGUUCAUUGUAUAAGGGACGUUUUUACUUUAUAUAAUGAUGAUUAGUGCUAAAAUGAAGGUUACUGCAAAAUGCUGCAAUUUGUUGUUCAUCACCACCUCUUUCCUUUUAUUUAUCUCAGGGCUAGGCGUUCAUUCUUUGGACUAUGAUUAUUUUGCUACUAUUGAGUGUAUGAAAGAACCUCAAAGAGCACAAUAUGGAGGGGGAAUUAUAGUAAAUUCCGGAUUUGAUCACAACAUAGAGGGUUGGACAGUAUUUGGAAAUGGAACAAUUGAGGAACGUAUAUCAAAUGAUGGAAAUAGAUUCAUUGUUGCCAGCAAAAGAACACAAUCAUUAGAUAGUUUUUCACAAACGGUUCAGCUAGAGAAAGGAUUGAUAUAUACUUUUUCAGCUUGGCUUCAGCUGAGUGAAGGAAGUGACACAAUUUCUGUGGUAUUUAAAACAAAUGGAAGUGAUCAACUGGUGCAUGGUGGCCAUGUGAUAGCAAAGCAUGGAUGUUGGUCUCUUCUAAAAGGUGGCAUAGUUGCAAACUUCUCGAGCCCUGCUGAGAUUCUUUUCGAGAGCAAUAAUUCAAGUGUGGAAAUAUGGGCUGAUAGUGUGUCCUUGCAACCAUUUACUAAAAAGGAAUGGAGAUCACACCAAGACAACAAUAUUGAAAGGGUACGUAAGAGUAGAGUGAGAUUCCAUGUAAGUAAUGUAAAUGAAACAGCAUUGGAAGGAGCAACAGUUGUGAUAACACAAACAAAGGCAGAUUUCCCAUUUGGAUGUGGGAUGAACCAUCAUAUACUCACAAACAUUGACUACCAGGAAUGGUUUGUGUCAAGAUUCAAAUACACAACUUUCACCAAUGAAAUGAAAUGGUAUAGUACAGAAAUAAUUCCAGGCCAAGAAAACUACACUAUCUCAGAUGCAAUGUUAGAAUUUGCUAAAGAUAAUGGAAUUUCUGUCAGAGGUCAUAACAUUUUCUGGGACGAUGAAAAAUAUCAACCUGAAUGGGUUAAGUAUUUAUCGCCCGAUGAAUUGCGCAAAGCCGCGAAAAAAAGAAUCGAAUCUGUUGUUAAAAGGUAUAAAGGAGAAUUGAUUGCAUGGGAUGUGGUGAAUGAAAAUGUCCAUUUUCACUUUUAUGAGGACAAACUAGGUGAAAAUGCAUCUGAAUUAUACUAUUUAAAAGCUCAUGAGCUUGAUCCAGAAACAAAAUUGUUUAUGAAUGAGUAUAAUACUAUUGAAUAUAGUGGAGAUAAAGUUGUUAGCCCACCCAACUAUCUCAAAAAACUUGAGGAGAUUAUGCAAUCUGGAGAAGCUACUGAAAUAUUAUUUGCCAUAGGAUUGCAAGGCCAUUUUGCAAGUGGCCAGCCAAAUCUUGCUUACAUGAGGUCAGGUCUAGAUUUUCUUGGUAAUAUUGGAUUUCCAAUAUGGCUCACAGAAGCCAGUUUGGAUCCUCAGCCAAAUCAGGCAGAGUAUUUUGAAGAGGUACUAAGAGAGGCUUAUUCUCAUCCAGCAGUUGAAGGGAUUAUAAUGUUUGCUGGUCCAGCACAAGCUGGUUUCAACAGUACACUUCUUGCAGAUACAAAUUUCCAAACUACUCCAACUGGACAAGUUGUGGACAAUUUGAUUCUUGAAUGGGGAAGUGGGCCUUAUACAGCCAUAGCAGAUAGUAGAGGAAUUGUAGAUAUUUCAUUACAUCAUGGAGAUUAUGAUGUAACUUUUACACAUCCUUUAACUCAAAACUCCAAAAAAUUAAACAUAAGUGUCAGAAAAGGAUUUUCACAGGAAAACAUCCAUGUGAAAAUGCAUGCCUAAAUUAUAAAUAAGAACCACCUUAUGUAAUUUGUGCUAUAGUACGUACAUUAGCAUUUACUUGCACACUCACUCUUCAAAAUUGAAUGUGAAAAAAAGAUUGUUAAAAUAA